Molecule: messenger RNA, 1347 nt
Organism: Oncorhynchus tshawytscha (Chinook salmon)
Lineage: Eukaryota; Metazoa; Chordata; Actinopteri; Salmoniformes; Salmonidae
Gene: crdhl
Product: retinol dehydrogenase 12
Source: RefSeq, a predicted model, not a curated record
UAUUUCGACACCACUGCUGCUCUCGUAUUGCCCAUGAUACAUUAGAGAAUACGAUUGUAAUCUCUUCGUAAUCUGAAGACAGACGCUAAAUCCCUCUAUUUAAAUUGCUUUAAAACUAUUAAUAGCCUCGCUCUCAGAUGAGAGCAUCAUAGCCGACAAAACAUCGUAAUAUUCCUCGAUUAGAACGAGGUGACUCCCAAGGCGAACGGUAUUCGGUCCGUUCACCUAUGGUCUGGCAGGUUUUUGACCAAGGCUACGGAUAAAAUGUGGGAUGAAGUUGCUCGGUCUGCGCCGGUUAAGUAUGGCGCUGUCAUAGCGGUCACAGUGAUCUGCGUUGUUCUGUUGAGAAAAUGGAUUGCUGGGGGUGUGUGUCAAUCUUCAGUCCAAUUACGUGGCAAGACGGUGUUGGUCACCGGUGCCAACACCGGCAUUGGCAAGGAAACGUGCCAUGACAUGGCACGUAGAGGGGCGCGGGUGGUGAUGGCAUGCCGGGACCUGACACGGGCUGCGAGGGCGGCGGAUGAGAUUCGUCAGGCCACAGGGAACAGCAACAUCGUAGUGCGGCACCUGGACCUGGCCUCUAUGUACUCUGUCAGAGAGUUGGCCAAAGAGUUCAUUGCCAGUGAGGAUCGCCUAGAUAUACUCAUCAACAACGCUGGUGUGAUGAUGUGCCCUAAGUGGCUAACAGAGGACGGCUUCGAGACACAACUGGCUGUCAAUCACCUCGGACACUUUCUACUGACCAAUCUCCUUCUGGGGAAGCUCAAGAGCUCCGCCCCUAGCCGCGUGGUCAAUGUGUCUAGCAUUGCCCACAAAGGGGGUAAGAUCCAGUUUGAUGAUCUUUUCUUUGCCAAGAGGCCGUACAACUCCCUGGUCAGUUACAGGCAGAGCAAGCUGGCCAACGUGCUAUUCUCCAGAGAGCUGGCCAGAAGGUUGAAAGGUACGGGGGUGACGUCCUACAGCCUGCAUCCCGGGGUGAUCAGGACAGAGCUGACUCGUCACGUGGAGACCUGGUUCCCCAUGCUGAGGGCCAUCCUGUCAGCCCCCUCCGUGCUCCUCAUGAAGACCCCCACCCAGGGUGCCCAGACCUCCAUCUACUGUGCUGUCACCCCAGGACUGGAGCACAAGUCUGGCAGCUACUUCAGUGACUGUGCCAUGACGGACCGCCCCAGGGGGAGGGAUGAUGCGGUGGCCAAGAGGCUUUGGAAGGAGAGUGCCCGUCUGGUGGGUUACAUAGAGAAAGAAUGAACAACCCCCUCCACCUGAAAACUAUAGAGAAAGACUGAACAACCUCCUCCACCUGCAAACUAUAGAGAAAGACUGUACAACCUCCACCUUCAAACUAUA